AUGUCAUUCUUAUCAUACGACGAGAAAAAGGACGUCUCCCCGCCCCCGGUCUACCCCAUCCUCCCGGCAGGACAGGAAGACGACGUCGCUCGCCCUGAGUACUUUGUCGACAAUGAUCUCAAGUUUGUUGGCGAGCAGGGUGGUAACGGUGCGCAAGCAACCUACCAAGAUGCUUAUGGUGCGCCAGUGGAGGGUAAGAACCCGUUAGGCUACAGUGUGGGAUGGUGGUCGGCGUUGUUUCUCAACGUCACGAUGCUGAUUGGAACUGGUAUCUACUCUUUCCCAUCUUCCCUGUUGAAGAACCUCGGCUCUGUCGGUCUCGCCCUUUGCUACUGGCCCAUUGGUCUCCUCAUCUCUCUCGCUGGUAUCUCCGUUUACCUCGAGUUUGCAUCCUACUUUCCCUCUCGAUCUGGUGCCGAGGUCGUCUACCUUGAGCAAGCCUUUACGAAGCCGAGGUACUUUUUCCCUAUCGCCUUUGCCAUCCAGACAGUCAUUUUGUCUUUCGUGUCUAGCAACGUGAUCGUCGUCGCUCAAUACAUCUUUCGAAUGACCGACCACAGCCCUACCGACUGGGAAUCCAAAGGUGUCGGAAUCGCGGUCCUCACUGCUUGUACUCUGCCUGUCUGGCUCAGUACUAACGCGUCUCUCCGUAUCUCCAACACCCUCGGUGUCCUCAAGAUCAUCACCCUUCUGCUCAUCAUCAUCCCCGGCUUCGUCGCCCUCGGCGGCGGUUUCAAAGCCGUCCCCGAGCCUACAGCCAACUUUCACAACGCCUUCGAGGGCAUGUCCUCCAAUGGAUACAACCUCUCCAAUGCGCUCGUCAACAUCAUCUUUUCUUAUGGCGGUUACACCAACUCGUUCAACUUGGCGAAUGAGAUCAAGAACCCUAUCAAGACUAUCAAAAGGACAGCGAACACUGCGGUCAUCUUUGUCGCCAUCCUGUACAUCUUGACCAACAUUGGAUACUUUGCAGUCUUGACCAAGUAUGAGAUCACAAACUCCACCCAAGUCACCGCCAGCGUCUUUUGGGAAAAGAUCUUUGGCUCUAAAGCCGCCAAAGGUCUUACUAUCCUCCCCGUCCUCUCGGCUGCUUCCAACAUUGUCACCGUCAUCGUUGGGCACUCUCGUAUGAUCCGUGAGAUUGGUAGGCAAGGUGUUCUGCCCUGGCCCAGAUUCUGGGUAUACACUUGGCCCUUUGGGACACCCACUGGGGCGUUGAUCACGAUCUAUAUCAUUUCCUUCAUCGUCGUCGUGGCGGCCCCUGCUGGAGAUGCUUUCAGUUUCAUCGUCGCUCUUUCCAACUACCCCUCAUCCUUCUUCCUUGCCCUCAUGACCGUCGGUCUGUUCGUCAUCCGCCGUCGUAGGGCAAGGCUCAACUUGCCUCCUUCCGAGUACCGCUCGUGGACGUUCGUCGUUCUGUUCUUCUUGGCGAGCAACAUCUUCUUGCUGGUCAUGCCUUGGGUGCCUCCUCCCGGCGGUCUCAAUGGAGGCAGUUACUCGUUCUUCUACGCUUCGAGUAGUUUGACUGGUAUCGGAAUCAUCGCUACCUGCGCUCUCUACUUCUUCGUCUGGACUCGCUGGCUCCCCAAAUGGGGCAACUACCAGCUCCGCCAAACUGUCGUCACCUUGCCAGAUGGGGCUGUCACGCACCAGAUUAUCAAGGUGAAGAAUGAUGAGGUGGAUGCUUGGGAUGUGAAACAUGAUAUUGCGGGGAGGAGCUUGGAUGAGAGGGAGGCGGAUGCUUAG
Messenger RNA from Cryptococcus wingfieldii CBS 7118, 1746 nucleotides. Its product is annotated as high-affinity methionine permease. Gene Ontology annotation, biological process: amino acid transmembrane transport. The record is from RefSeq and is a predicted model, not a curated record. The transcript is spliced from 7 exons. NCBI's taxonomy places the organism in Eukaryota, Fungi, Basidiomycota, Tremellomycetes, Tremellales, Cryptococcaceae. The coding region runs from base 1 to 1746 and encodes 581 amino acids. Gene Ontology annotation, cellular component: membrane. Gene Ontology annotation, molecular function: L-amino acid transmembrane transporter activity.